GGAGGAAACUAGUAUCUGAGGGGCUAGACGCUUGUACAAUAGUGAAGCAAACAGCUCCUAACUGUCAACAACUGAUUUCGAUGAAGUAAUUGAACCGAUUGAACUUACAUUGUAGGCUCCGUAUUUUCUUGCUUUGCUAUUGAACUUGAACUUAUAUUAGGAAAACAUUUUUCCUUUCCAUCGAGAGAUACUUAUGGAUAUGUUGAAAUACAAAAGCAUAAUUGAAGAAGGAGAUCUAGUAAUAGUAUAUUUAGAUGUUCGGCAUAUGUACCCAGUUACUAUGAAAGCUGAUAGUGUUUUUCAGAGUAAAUAUGGAGCAUUAAAACAUAAUGAUGUAAUUGGUCAGAAGUUUGGAAGCUGUGUAAAUUGCACAAGAGGUUGGGUUUAUGUGCUUUUUCCAACUCCUGAACUGUGGACGAUAACGCUUCCCCAUCGAACGCAAAUAUUGUAUGCUGCUGAUAUCAGCUUAAUAAUUGUGCAAUUAGAUUUGAAACCUGGUUCGAUUGUUUGCGAAGCUGGAACUGGCAGUGGAUCUUUAUCACAUGCUUUAAUAAGAGCCAUUGCACCAAAUGGUUUUCUGUAUACUUUUGAUUUUCAUCAGCAAAGGACAGAAGUUGCAGAAAAAGAAUUUUUAGCACAUGGUCUCAGUUCCCAUGUCAAAGUUGAGCAUCGAGACAUAUGUUCCUCAGGAUUUGGCAUUGAACAUCUGGCCGAUGCGGUCAUUUUGGAUCUUCCAAACCCUUGGGAUGCUGUGCCAUUUGUUUCCAAAGCUUUUAAGUUAACAGGUGGUCGUAUAUGUACCUUUUCUCCAUGCAUCGAACAGGUGCAGAGGACAUGCUUGGCACUCCAAGAAUGUGGUUUCCAGGAUAUAGUGACAACAGAAUGUUUGCAAAGGCUUUAUGAAGUCAAGAAAAUUACUCAGCCAGUUAUUAGUUUUGAGAGCUCUAAAUCUGAUGACUCGCAGGUAGAUUUAUUAGUCGAUGGAACUUCAGAAAACAUCGAAGCAGAAAGCCCUUCUUUGCCAAAGACUAGACCUUGGAAUAAAAAUACUUCAAAAGAGAAUGAGACUGUAAGCCACUGGGCAGCAAUGCCACCUCUUCAAACACCUGGGCACACUGGAUAUUUGACAUAUGCAUCUUAUGUACCUUUAGACGUAGAUAUUUUUGAUUCUCAAUAAAACUGUUUCAUUUUAA
This is a messenger RNA of Stegodyphus dumicola, 1193 nucleotides long. It is a transcript of the gene Trmt61, whose product is annotated as tRNA methyltransferase 61. NCBI's taxonomy places the organism in Eukaryota, Metazoa, Arthropoda, Arachnida, Araneae, Eresidae. Gene Ontology annotation, molecular function: tRNA (adenine(58)-N1)-methyltransferase activity. The record is from RefSeq and is a predicted model, not a curated record. Gene Ontology annotation, cellular component: nucleus; tRNA (m1A) methyltransferase complex. Gene Ontology annotation, biological process: tRNA methylation.